AGUUCAGAGUUCGGCGGAAGUUGUUGGCUGCUCCUGCCCCUGUAGCCAGUUCUUGUAGCCUUUAGCAGGCUAACACGUUUGCCUGCACAUUUUUGACGGCUUGUCACUGGGAAAUCAAAUCAUGAAACGCUCUAGGCUUCAUAAAAGAUGAAGACAGUACGUCCAGGGGAAUGAUUUUCACAAACAUUGCCUCUGAAAAGGAGGAAAGGCACGUUUAAAGAUUCCCGGAAGUGCUGUUGAAGACUUCAGCUGCCACAGACACAAUGAGCGCCAAGUAUGGCCUGGUGGGUUACAACAGUUCCCGGAAGCACAUCUCGAUCUCCAUUCCGUCCUCCACAGAGGUGAUGUCGCCUCACAUAAAGUCUGUGGAGGAGCUGAGGGUUCUGGGAAUCAACCUCAGCAACUUAAGUGCCCCAACACAGUUCUUCAUCUGUGUGGCUGGAGUCUUCCUCUUUUAUCUUGUGUAUGGAUAUUUGCAGGAGUUAAUAUUUUCUGUGGAAGGAUUCAGACCUUUUGGUUGGUACCUCACUUUGGUGCAGUUUGGCUUUUAUUCCGUGUUUGGACUCGUCGAGCUUCAGUUCACGCAAGACAAACGCAGAAGGAUACCAGGGAAGACCUAUAUGAUGAUUGCAUUUCUAACAGUGGGAACUAUGGGACUAUCCAAUACCUCUUUAGGCUACUUGAACUACCCUACCCAGGUCAUCUUCAAGUGCUGUAAACUCAUCCCAGUCAUGAUCGGAGGAGUUUUUAUACAAGGUAAACGAUAUAACUUGACUGAUGUGUCUGCUGCUCUCUGUAUGAGUCUGGGACUCAUCUGGUUUACCCUAGCUGACAGCAAAGUAGCUCCAAACUUCAAUGUGACAGGUGUUAUGCUCAUCUCCCUGGCUCUGUGUGCAGAUGCUGUCAUUGGAAAUGUGCAGGAAAAAGCCAUGAAGCUCCACAACGGUUCCAACUCUGAAAUGGUGCUGUACUCGUACUCCAUCGGUUUCAUCUACAUACUGGGAGGCUUGCUCUGUGUGGGUGGGCUGGGACCAGCUGUGGCUUUCUGCUCAGAGCAUCCUGUUAAGACAUACGGCUAUGCCUUCUUCUUCUCUCUUACGGGUUAUUUCGGGAUCUCCUUUGUGCUAGCCUUAAUCAAGCUGUUUGGAGCCCUUGUUGCAGUAACAGUGACCACUGGGAGAAAGGCCAUGACCAUCGUACUUUCCUUCAUGUUCUUCACCAAACCGUUCACUUUUCAGUACAUCUGGGGUGGCCUUCUGGUGAUCUUUGGCAUCUUCUUGAAUGUUUACAGUAAAAACAAAGAUAAAAUGAAACUCCCUACAAUUAAGGAUGUCAGGAGCUGGCUGCUGAUGAGAAAGAAAGUCAGAUUUCUCUCACAAAAUGUAUAGGAGCGCCCCUACAAGUAUGGUGAAGUCCUGCACAGGCAAACCGCUUCUGACCACUCAACGUUUAGCGUCGGCACGUGUUUUCCAGGGGAUGAGCUGAACCAUGUACCUGAGCAGCGGCGCUACACCACCAUCAAUAUUGUGCCAAGGAUGGGUAUACAGGGUUUGACCUCCAAUCAGCCUUACAAGCAGCUGACAUGAUUAAACUGUGGUUCGGGGAGUUGCUGGAUUCCUUUUAUAUCUAAUACCAGAACACUGCUGGUUAGCUGGAAGCACUGAAUGGCAGCAAACUGAAGGAAGUAUAAGAAUGUUUUUUUUUUUUAAAGGUUCAGUGCCUGGUGGGGUCUUGUAAAGCAAGCUUUAGAGCCCCACAGAAACAUUCCCUACAUUGAGUGGAACUGUGAGGACUUAUUAGAUUCUCUAAAGGGAAGCCAGCUCCUUAGUUAACCAAAUUGCACAGUUUUGCACUGGAAUCAACUCAAACCCUUGAGUGGUUGGAAAAAAAACAAACUCUUGAAAGGAAGAAAUACAGAGACGUGUGUCUAUGUCUGUCAUGUCUAAAAUGAUUCUCGCCCACCACGUAUGACAAAGAACAUAAUAAAAAUAAUAAAAUCCUAUUUGCCGCCUGCAUGUGCCAGGAAAACAGAUAGAAAUGAUGUUCUAGCAUCAUACAUUUCUUUCUAAAAGUGGUUCUCAUACUUUGUGGGUAGUUUGAAAACAAAGUGGUCUUGUCAUGUGAUAAGCAUUUUACAUUCAACAUAAUUAUUUGUACCGCUGUAUAGCAACACUGUCAACUGCCAUAAUUUGUUCACCAUAUUUCUGAAUGAAAGAGUACAUCUCUUUUUACAAUAAACUAUGUAUUUAGUAAUUACA
Girardinichthys multiradiatus is the source of this 2258-nucleotide messenger RNA. It is a transcript of the gene slc35b3, whose product is annotated as solute carrier family 35 member B3. Gene Ontology annotation, molecular function: 3'-phosphoadenosine 5'-phosphosulfate transmembrane transporter activity. The transcript has 10 exons. The coding region runs from base 264 to 1388 and encodes 374 amino acids. The record is from RefSeq and is a predicted model, not a curated record. Lineage: Eukaryota; Metazoa; Chordata; Actinopteri; Cyprinodontiformes; Goodeidae. Gene Ontology annotation, biological process: transmembrane transport. Gene Ontology annotation, cellular component: Golgi membrane; endoplasmic reticulum membrane.